AUGGACAAGUUAAAUUUCCCAAAGCAUUCGAAAAUUUUGACUCCGUCCAACAAUCUCGGCGGUGCAAAUGCUGCCGGCAGACUCGGCGAGAGGAGAAACCUCAACAAGGCUGCGCUGAGCUUCUGCGACGUCGGCGAUCUUUCACACGUUGCGCAAUCACAGGCGCCAUCUCCUAUAGCCAUUCCAGCGUGCGCAGAUUCCCAGUCGACAGCUCGUCCCAUUCGUUCAAAGACCAUAUCUGUCUCCCCGCUCGUUAAUGGACUGAAAGAGGCUGAGAAAGAGAAUUCAUCUCUCGAUCACCGCAAGAUCGUCUCCCACGACGUAUCACAAUUUCGCCUGCAGUUUCACAAGCAGGAGCUUGACCCUAUCCAGGAUGUAAACGAGCAAGGUACUUAUAACAGCGAAAUCCAUUCACCAUCGCUGGGCACUGGUACCCGGCGUUCUCAGCUGUUCUGCGUGAGCUGCUGCGAGCCACUCGCCAAUCUCGGUGUCGUGUUUGACCCAUGCAAACACACUUGCUGUGUUGUUUGCCUCGUUAACAGCCUCACACUCAAUCGGGAGACAUGCAUUUUCUGUAAAGGUGUCAUUCUCCGCUUCCAGUCUGUCAACGGCGGCCCUAUCACUUCGCCUGCUUUGUCAGGCAUUGGUGAUACCUCUGACGAUUUCUUUAACCAAUGCGCCCCAGCCGCUUCCAUCACUAAAGACAGAAGCGAAAGAAGCUCCCUCAAGUCUAUCUGGAGCCCUGAAAGCUCAAUUAGUAGGGUUCCAUCCAUCAGCUCGGCACUGGCAUCUCCACCACCACCGCCAGCAACGGUAGUGACUGCUGCGACUGCGACGCUGUCCCCAACGCCAUCUCCUUACAGUGUUGGAUUGCCACGCGUCAAGUAUCCUAAUCAUGGCAAUCUCAGGCUCCAUGAAGGCGGCUGGCCAGUGCUCAAGUUGGAGAAUGUUCCUUGGGACAGCACUCCAUCAAUAGUCGAGCAAUGGCUGCCAAGAGAGGCAUUGCCACACUGGAGUGUUAACAGCCACGCCAUUCACGUCGUUCUUGACAGAAACAACGGCAAAGCAUCUAGCGAUCUAUACGUCGAAGUCGUGUCUGUGGAAAUACGUAACGAAAUUAUGCGCUCCAGACAACACUCUGUGCUUGAGAGCAGAGGAAGAUCACGCUACGUGAACAUUUUAGCGUCAUCUCAAGAUGAGCUUUUCAGAGCAAUUUUUCCGAGCUGGUGCGAUAAUAGCGGCGACUACUCCAAACUCAUUUCUGAUCAUGAGCUGGGUACUCUUAUCGACCUCUGCGAGCGUGUAGGCAAAAAGGCUAUUCAGCGCAUGCCUCCAAAGAUGCACUUCUGCAAAGAGCAGCAGAACCCUUUCAACAUGCUUAUGUCGAUUAUUAGCAAAAUGCCAUGGCAGUUGCUUCCAGCUGACAAGCCCAAGAACUUAUAUCGUAGAUACCAAACUGCACUUAAUGAUUGCGUAAAGAAAGCCAUCGAAAUUAUUCUCUUCCACAUCGAAGCACACGAAGAGAGCGUUGACAUACAGAUUUUGAUUCGAUUGCUGACAGUUGCGCUCUCGUGCCCAGCAUUCAAUGACGUGCAAAAGGACUGCUUCAUGGUCAUGUCGAAGCUCGACCCAAACAAUCUUCCAUCAACAAACUUGAUGAAGCAUCACGCACCAAAUCACGGUCUGGGACUGACCGAUGUACCAGAUAGCGGCUGGAUUGAAAUUGGUGGGGAAGGUCUGGAAGACUUAACUCAAACAAAUGCAGGACCAGAAGUAAAACGUGGUAAAUCAAUCAGAUUCAGCAGAUCCGCAUCGUCAAUUAGCAAGCACAGCUAUGACGCGCGUAUCGACUCUGCUUUACUUCCUCUCACGCCUGAUCAAUCGCCAGACAUGAACUUCAACGCAUUCGCAGAUCAAAUUAAACGCUAG
Messenger RNA from Wallemia ichthyophaga EXF-994, 1929 nucleotides. RefSeq lists its product as uncharacterized. The transcript is spliced from 13 exons. The record is from RefSeq and is a predicted model, not a curated record. Bases 1 to 1929 code for a protein of 642 amino acids. NCBI's taxonomy places the organism in Eukaryota, Fungi, Basidiomycota, Wallemiomycetes, Wallemiales, Wallemiaceae.